CGAUAAGCGAUAAGCGUUUUGCUCCGCACAAUUUUUUGGCUUUUGGCGGUGGCAUAGGUUGCAUUCCAAAUAUUCGCCAACAAUCGGCCGGUCGCCAGUGCCGCUGUUAGGUGCCUUUUUAUUUAUUCAUGUAUUUUGAAUUUCCUCCAUAUAUUGAGCAUGAUCACGAAGAGGAAACGAGAUCGGGAGGAGGCAUAUCUGCCGCCCAAGCGUCUGGCAAUCGAUACCGACGCCACAGCAGACGAAAAUUUUUCAUGCGGCCUUGAGCUUGAUGGACAGUCAUCAAUAGCUUCGAGCACCAACUUUGACGAUGGCUUAGACGGCAGCCUUGACGGCAACUCGACGCCCGCCUCGACAAUAGCCACAAUCCAGCAGUCUGCGGCGCCGCCGCCCUCGACUUCGACCGCUCGAAAGGUCUUCCCAUCCAUGCUGAAGACGAUCCAGUGUACAUUUUCUGGCUGCGAUAAGACCUUCAAUAGGCCUGCUCGCCUGACCGCCCAUCUACGCACACACACUGGCGACCGGGCGCUUAGAUGUCCGCACGAUGGCUGUGACAAGGCCUACUUUGACGAGAAGCAUCUGCAGCAACACAUUAAAGGGUCACACUCCACCGAGAGGCAAUACGCAUGCCCCGAGCCGGGCUGUGACAAGACUUUUCUAACAGGAACCCGCCUCCGUCGUCAUGCCGUUGUGCAUUCGGGUGAAGGCCGCUUCCGCUGCACAGGCUAUAAUGGCUGCGACAAGGUCUUCCGCAAGCACCAGACACUUCAACGACAUGUGCGUGCCGAUCACCUGGGUCAAUCGGCGUUUGUUUGCACCCAUGAUAACUGCGACGCUGGCUUCGACACGGCAAACGCGUUGCGAAAACACGUGCAACGGGAGCACGGCGAGCUGCGCUUCUGGUGCGAGGAAUGCGGCAAGGAGGGCGGGGAUGCGGGAAGGCGAACGGGGUUCACGACCAUGGGCUCAUUGAACGCGCAUAUGCGUACAUGCCACGUCGAUUGCAUGUUUUGCGAAACCAGGUGUGCCAGUCAGUGGGAGCUGGAACGACAUAUCGAAAUGCAUCACUCCGGAUCCACGACCUCGGACCGCAAAACCGUCCCAUGCACGUGGGAGAACUGUGACAAGAAAUUCACACGCAAGGCGAAUCUCAAUGUGCAUAUCAGGAUGGUGCAUGAGGGCUACCGCUUCGUCUGCGGAGACUUCGACCUCUCUGAGGUUUCCGAUUUGGCCUCAUGGGAUCGGGCUGGAGAUGGCUGCGGUAACGGUUUUGCAAGCAAGAAGAAGCUUGAAGACCACGUGCGUGUGGCGCACCUGGGGAUGCAAAAGCCACCAAGAACCGUGCGCCUUAACCAUGAGAGCCCCAUCAAGUUAGCCGGUCUCUUCAACAUGUACGCCUCUGCUGAGCAGCUCAUUCCUCAGCCUGAGGUUUUUUCAGACACUGUUCAGCCUGGACCGGACUUGCGCCCACAGUUUCCCUGCGAGUUCCCUGCAUGUUCGCAGGGAUUCGGAACGGCGGAAGAGCGUGACGCUCAUGCUGUUGCUUUCCAUCUGGGUCAGGAUCGUUCCCAGGAAAUAUCUGUUUCUGACACACAGUGGAACGAUUGGACUUCAAUGGUUGAUUACCACACUUCAGCUGAGCCAACGAGUGGAGAUGCAAAAAUUCACGGAAUAUUUGAUUGCCAAGGAUCUGAGCCGUCAAAUGUUUUCGACGCAAGCUCCGGCAGUAUUGAUCAUGAUUUAGAAGCUCUGGUUGACCCUAUUCUCUUCCUCAGCUGAUGCGUGAUUUUGCCUACUUGUAAGGCGACAACAUAAGCGUUUUACUCCUUUAUUGGUCCCCUCUGGUGUUGCAACCGUGGCUAGCUUUAACUGAUAGACUUUUAUUGGCUCAUGACGUAUGAAUGUACGAUACAAUGACACAAUACCCCGUGCGGGCUUGAAUGGGCCAGUUCUGUACUUCGUCUCAAGAUAGACAUUUGGAAUCCCAUUGAGUUGUUCCGUGGAUAAACACCUACAUAGGUAUUGAGGUCAAGACAGCGGCGGUUGUUUUCAAUGUUAAUAAGACAACGUCUGAAGAUUUCUGCGACUCUGGGAAACCACGGGCCAAUCUGUCGGGUAUGUUGUAUGCAUAAUGCUAUUGCAGAACAGGAAUGGAUACAAAUUGAGAGGAAUGGUGUCCUUUUGGGUCGUGAAAAAAACACAUAACUCCGGUAGUGAUAACCACAAAACAGCCAAGGGUCGAACCACAACGCCUGGGGAAAAAAGAAAAAAAAAAGACAUUAACGCCUUAAAAGUCAACUCCUCCUCUUGUUUCUUAUGUUUAUAUCUACAGGGUAUUGCGAUGCUACUCGAGAUCCGAAACCUGCCAGCUUCCUCUGUGAUUUUACCCCCUCAAUCCCUCUAGGGCGCAUUCCCGUC
Molecule: messenger RNA, 2418 nt
Organism: Pyricularia oryzae 70-15
Lineage: Eukaryota; Fungi; Ascomycota; Sordariomycetes; Magnaporthales; Pyriculariaceae
Product: zinc finger protein 467
Exons: 2
Coding region: 160-1779 (539 amino acids)
Biological process (GO): regulation of transcription by RNA polymerase II
Cellular component (GO): nucleus
Source: RefSeq, a predicted model, not a curated record